Messenger RNA from Contarinia nasturtii (swede midge), 567 nucleotides. RefSeq lists its product as uncharacterized. NCBI's taxonomy places the organism in Eukaryota, Metazoa, Arthropoda, Insecta, Diptera, Cecidomyiidae. The record is from RefSeq and is a predicted model, not a curated record. The annotation marks the transcript as partial. The transcript is spliced from 2 exons.
AUAAAUCUGGAAAAAAUCACACACAUACACAAACACAAACAUAAUUAUAAUCAAACAACCAACAAAUCAAAAUUGUUAUUUAUAAAAAAAAUCUUUAAUCUUUAUAUAUUCCUUAUUGUAUUGCGUUCAUUCAGAUUGUUAGGAACGGUUAGUUCUGAUUCCAUUCGUUGUACAAAUUUUAUUAAUUCUAACGAAAGUGAUUUACGUAUAUCUUCGGUUGAUAACACCUGUACAGAUUCAUUAGUAACAGCGCUUGACGAUGAAGCUCUGUUAAUAUGUGAUGCAACAAACGAAAUGGCAAGAACAAAGGUUCAUUUUGACGACGUUUCGUUGUAUGGUACUCCGAAGGAGGAACUAUUACCGAACAUACAAACGAUAAGCGAAAAAAUGUCGUCAAACUUUUUGAAAAACCAGCUACAAUCAUGGUUUCAGCCAACCGACAAUCGAUUGGCGAUGAAAUUAUUUGGCAGCAAAAAGGCAUUAGUCAAAGAACGAAUACGCCAGAAAACUGCCGGUCAUUGGGUCAUUCAUCCAUGCAGUUCAUUCAGGUAAAAGAUGUAAAAUAAA